AUGAAGCUGGGGAUGGAGGGAAGUUGCUCUUCUUCCAGGUGCCGGCCGGUGGCCAGAGCAAAGCCCGGGUCCUGGACAAUGGCCAAGAACAAAUGGAAAGGGCAGAAGCACAGGAAUGUGUUUCACAUAGCCAGCCAAAAAAACUUCAAGGGUAAAAGUAAAACAAAACCCGUGACCACGAAUCUUAAGAAGAUAAACAUUGUGAAUGCUGAAAAAGUUAAAAGAAUGAAUGAAGCUUUUGUGGACAUACAGAAGGAGCUUGCUCACUUUUCUCAAGGCCUUUCCCUCGAGCCUCUGCAGAAACAGCUGGCUCUGCAGCCAAGUCCAGAAAACAAACCAGUGAAUGUUGACGAAGCUACGAGAUUAAUGGCUCAGUUGUAA
Messenger RNA from Pipistrellus nathusii (Nathusius's pipistrelle), 381 nucleotides. The record is from the annotation of a GenBank genome assembly. Lineage: Eukaryota; Metazoa; Chordata; Mammalia; Chiroptera; Vespertilionidae.